GUGCCGAGGAGACAACUUUUUCCAGGACUGAGGACGUCUUUCGGGGGGCUCGGGAGGGGGCCAAGGCGAAGGACGCCCGGAAGCGGGCUGCGGCAUCUGGGGACAGGUGUGGCCGCGGGGUGGACGAGUGAUUGGCGUCUGGGUGUGAGCGCAGCCAAGUCCCAUCCGACGCCGGCUGUGGAUCUCGGAUUCCCCGUGGGGCGCGGAGGGCUGCGCUCCUGGGCGAGGGUUCCCUCAGCUCGAGGGCCAGCCAAGGGGCUCCGGAAGCCUGCGGGAGCGAGCCGGCGAGCCGCCCCGCUCCGGGGAGGCUGUGGUUAUGGUGAAUGAACGCCCCGCCGAGCAGGAGCGCGAUGAGAACUCCGCGCGCCUGUCCUCGCUCCAAGAGAACCUUAGCUCCUCCACGCCCCAUCCCAGCGUCUCGGCCCAUCCCAGCGUCUCCAUCCACCCCAGCGUCUCCAUCCACCCCAGCGUCUCCAUCCACCCCAGCGUCUCGGUCCAUCCCAGCAGUUCGGUCUUGCCCAGUACCUUGGCUCAACCCAGUGCUGUCACCCAGCCCAGUUGCUUCUCCAGCCCGGACAACUUGAGCGUGAUCAAGUUGAGCGCGCGCCGUUGGGCCGUGGUCCUGUUGUUCAGCAGCUACUCUAUGUGCAACGCUUUUCAGUGGAUCGAGUACAGCUCCAUCAAUAACAUCUUCAGGAACUUCUACGGGGUCAGCGCCUUUGCCAUCGACUGGCUGUCCAUGUGCUACAUGCUGACCUACAUCCCUCUGCUCCUGCCAGUGACCUGGAUGCUGGAGAAGUUCGGCCUCCGCACCAUCGCCCUCCUCGGCUCCGCUCUCAAUUGCCUGGGGGCCUGGGUGAAGCUGGGCAGCCUGCAGCCUCACCUCUUCCCGGUUACCGUCCUGGGCCAGGUCAUCUGCUCGGUGGCCCAGGUGUUCAUCCUGGGCAUGCCCUCCCGCAUCGCUUCCGUCUGGUUCGGGGCUAAUGAAGUUUCCACAGCCUGUUCCCUGGCUGUCUUUGGCAAUCAGCUUGGCAUUGCAAUUGGGUUCUUGGUCCCUCCUAUUUUGGUACCCAACAUCAAUGACCAGGAGAAGCUUGCCUACCACAUCAGCAUCAUGUUCUACAUAAUAGGAGGUGUGGCCACUCUCCUUUUCAUCCUUGUCAUCAUCGUGUUCAAGGAGAAGCCUAAACAUCCCCCCAGCAGAGCUCAGUCCCUGAGCUAUGCCUUGGCAUCACCUGAUUCUUCAUACUUACACGCCAUCAUUCGGCUCUUCAAAAACCUCAACUUUGUGCUGCUUAUCAUCACCUAUGGUCUGAAUGCCGGUGCUUUUUAUGCUUUGUCCACUCUGCUGAAUCAAAUGGUGAUCUUGCACUACCCGGGGCAAGAGGUGAAUGCUGGAAGAAUCGGCCUGACCAUCAUCAUCGCAGGAAUGCUUGGGGCUAUGCUCUCAGGUCUCUGGCUGGAUAAGUCCAAAACCUACAAGGAGACAACCCUGGUGGUCUAUGUCAUGACCCUGGUGGGCAUGGUAGUAUAUACAUUCACCUUGAACCUGGAACACCUGUGGGUUGUGUUCAUCACUGCUGGUACAAUGGGCUUCUUCAUGACUGGCUAUCUCCCGCUGGGAUUUGAGUUUGCUGUGGAGCUCACGUACCCAGAAUCCGAGGGAAUGUCAUCUGGCCUCCUCAAUGUGUCUGCACAGGUAUUUGGGAUCAUCUUCACCAUUGCUCAGGGCCAGAUUAUUGAAGACUAUGGCACCUUGCCUGGGAACAUCUUCCUCUGUGUAUUCCUUGCCCUUGGAGCAGCUCUCACUGCUUUCAUUAGGGCAGAUCUCCGGAGGCAGAAGGCAAACAAAGAUGUUCCUGAGAUAAAAGUCCAGGAGGAGGAGGAAAGCAACACCAGCAAGGUGCCCACCAUUGUGUCAGAGCAUCGUCUCUGAUGGAGACAUGGCAGCCACUCAGGAACCAUGAACACCCACUUGUUCAUUCCACUCAGCUCACUGCCAGCAGAAAGACCUUCAUUGGGACAGCUUCUGGAGGGAAGCGGCUGCAGUAUUUGUGGCUGGCAUGGCAGUGCCCAUGCCUCCUGGAACCCACUCAAGAGCUUGGAUGCUUCAUGGAGGAAAGUCGGACCUUCCAUCAAAUGCAGAUUGGAUUAUUGCCCCCUUCUCUAUUAGGUCAUGGGUGCUGGUUUGGGGAGAGGCUGAUAGAGGGUGCUGGAGUCUAAUGUUGCUUGAUUCUUUCCUUCCUCUAGCCCCUUCCUCUCUUCUGGAGAAUACUUGGAAAAUUAUCACAAGAAGAAAGCUUACUCAGGAUAUUCACUUUUUCUAUUGUCUCAAGACCUUCCCAUAAAGCCCAGUUCUCAUGAAGAAGGGGCCAGCUGCUCUGCCUGGGGAAGAGUCAUUCCUCAGCCUGAGUCAUUGCACAAACCACUCAAGGGCACCGAGAGAAGGCACAAUGGGAACAUCUUCCAUGGAACAACCCCAUCAGGGCAAUUCCCUCAGGACUCUUGGCCCAACCCCAUUCUCCUGGUCUGAUGUUGGAAUCUGUCUCCAGACCCUCUUUCUUAAGCGCUGACCAGACAAAAUAUCAAUAAACUUGGCCAAAUUUGAUUGUAGUCCUGCAGGGGAUACUGUAUCACCUAGGGGCCAAGAAGGUGCAGGGUGAGUUUGUGAAGAUCUGCAUUUGGGAACUCUGCUAGCCUGACUUGUGUUUUCAUACAAAAGAAGUCUUUGGCCAGGGACUGCUGUGUGUCCAAGUUCACCUAGUCUAUUUUUAUCUGGACAUUGCAUUAUUCCCAGGGGAUAAUCACAGCUAAUCUCAAACAUUCCACUCUGGCAAAGCUAAGGCUGCUUCUGAGAGAUGAGAGGAAAAGGGUAGCCAGGAGCUCAUCUCUUGCAAUGGGCAUUGAGUUAGCUUGAAUUAUAAACAUAUCUCGACUCUGGUGGAGGCAGUAUUUGCACACCCAACUUCUCUUCAUCUCCUGCUAGUGAUUGAUGAUCUUUAUCAGAUAACCUCAACCUCAAGUGAUUCCCUUUAAACCAAUUCCAGUUGAGCUCUUUUCCUACCUAGCCUGCUGUGUGGCCCUACUCCCGGGCUUUGUAUCUUCUGAACAUAAGAAGAGAUCUUAGUUAAUUUUUCCAGGGUAGCUGUGGCUAUGACCAUGAUGCUGUCUGAAUUUAGUCUCUCUCAUUAUAUCAGAGGAGCCUGGGCUGGUGUUAUUGGGCUCUGU
Messenger RNA from Dipodomys ordii (Ord's kangaroo rat), 3228 nucleotides. RefSeq names its product feline leukemia virus subgroup C cellular receptor family, member 2 (gene Flvcr2). Gene Ontology annotation, molecular function: heme transmembrane transporter activity; heme binding. Gene Ontology annotation, cellular component: membrane. Lineage: Eukaryota; Metazoa; Chordata; Mammalia; Rodentia; Heteromyidae. The transcript is spliced from 10 exons. The record is from RefSeq and is a predicted model, not a curated record. Gene Ontology annotation, biological process: transmembrane transport; heme export. Bases 317 to 1936 code for a protein of 539 amino acids.